AUGUUCAUUGAUCUGAACAUACCUAUACCUUCAGUAACAUCGAGACAACCUCCAGGACCACAAGCACAGUCGAAGAAAGGGAAGGGAAAGCAGCAGGCCAGUGUUCAAACUGCCGUUUUCACCCCAGCCCAGAUCUCCGCAAUCGAGGCCCGCAUUGACUUGCUUGUCCACUUGGGAUAUACUGUGUUUGCGCUGAACCAGACAGUAUCGAAAAAAGUUGAUCCGAAGACACAUGUCAAUGCGCUCGAUCCCCUCUUGUCUCAGCUGCGCAGAAGAACAGACGCUGCAUUCCUGAAGCGUCUUACGAUUGUGUUAGACGAGGAGAGUGAGAAAGGUUUCGGUUUGACAACAUCGAAUGCAACCCUGUUUACCCCUUACGAUAUCAUAGCCCUCGCACCCACAACAGCCACAUCCUUCUCGCUUGCAUGUCUGACGCAUACACUCCCUUCUCCGCUCACUGCGCAUAUCAUCUGCAUACCCCUCACUCUUCCUCGUCUCCCCUUCAACCUCAGGCACACACUCGUCCGAGCUGCGCUGAAGAAUGGUGCUGUGUUCGAAAUCAAUUACUGCGGUGCCCUCGGCGGCGAGGGCGAGCCCGGCGGUGGUGAGAGUGGCACGAGCGUCAAGCGCAAUUGGUGGGCGUCCGCAAGGGAGGUGGUGCGCGUCACGAAGGGCAAGGGCAUUCUUGUCAGUGGAGGUGCAGUAAACGAUGCUGAUCUGAGAGCACCAAGAGAUGUAGCUAAUUUAAUAACUGUACUAGGGUUGCCGCAAGAUGUUGCGCAUGAUGCCGCUACCAAAAUUCCGCAGUCUCUAAUCCUUCGGGCUCAGACUCGCAGGACAUAUCGUGCCAUCUUGUCGGAACCUAGGAUAGUCAUACCAGGUGCUUCAGCGUCGAACACGGAGUCAGAACCGCUGCCCCCACCAUUGCCAGAACGUACGGCGUCUGAAACAGUCACGACUGCCUCGGUAGCGGCAGCUCCAAGCGGUGGAGCAGACGCUCCAACGAUGUUGGAGACUGCACUGGAGAGCCAGGAAACUGCUACACAACGCGCGAAGAAGAGGCGGCGAGAUGGUGAAAACGAUGACAAUAAUCUAGGUACAUCGGCUGCAAUUUCGGAAGUCGAGAAAGAUGGGUCGUCGAGAAAGAGGAAAAAGAAGAAAACGAAAGAUGCGAAGGCAUAA
This is a messenger RNA of Sparassis crispa, 1182 nucleotides long. RefSeq names its product Probable ribonuclease P protein subunit. The record is from RefSeq and is a predicted model, not a curated record. The transcript is spliced from 5 exons. Gene Ontology annotation, cellular component: nucleolar ribonuclease P complex. Gene Ontology annotation, molecular function: RNA binding. Bases 1 to 1182 code for a protein of 393 amino acids. Gene Ontology annotation, biological process: tRNA processing. NCBI's taxonomy places the organism in Eukaryota, Fungi, Basidiomycota, Agaricomycetes, Polyporales, Sparassidaceae.